AUGUAUGUCUGCAAUAUACCUCUGUACGACACCACCGUGGCCUUCCUACACGACACUACCGUGGCCUUCCUACACGACACCACCGUGACCUUCCUACACGACACUACCAUGGCCUUCCUACACGACACCACCAUGGCCUUCCUACACGACACCACCAUGGCCUUGCUACACGACACCACCGUGACCUUCCUACACGACACUACCAUGGCCUUCCUACACGACACCACCAUGGCCUUCCUACACGACACCACCAUGGCCUUGCUACACGACACCACCAUGGCCUUGCUACACGACACCACCAUGGCCUUCCUACACGACACCACCAUGGCCUUCCUACACGACACCACCAUGGCCUUGCUACACGACACCACCAUGGCCUUUCCUACACGACUCCACCAUGGCCUUCCUACACGACACUACCGUGGCCUUCCUACACACGACACCACCGUGACCUUCCUACACGACACUACCAUGGCCUUCCUACACGACACCACCGUGACCUUCCUACACGACACCACCGUGACCUUCCUACACGACACACCACCAUGGCCUUCCUACACGACACCACCAUGGCCUUCCUACACGACACUACCAUGGCCUUCCUACACUACACUACCAUGGCCUUCCUACACGACACUACCAUGGCCUUCCUACACGACACCACCAUGGCCUUCCCUACACGACACCACCGUGACCGUCCUACACGACACUACCAUGGCCUUCCUACACGACACCACCAUGGCCUUCCUACACGACACCACCAUGGCCUUCCUACACGACACCACCAUGGCCUUCCUACACGACACCACCAUGGCCUUCACUCCCACCAUGGUAUUCCCGAAGAGGGAGUAUGUCAGGAACCAGCCAUCAUGGCAAAGUUUCGGACGUACCCACAAUUCUCUCGCCACGUGUAGGAAGGCCACCACCGUGGCCUUACUGCACGACAUCACCGUGGCCUCCCUACACGACACCACCGUGGCCUUACUGCACGACAUCACCGUUGCCAUCCUACAUGACACCACCGUGGCCUCCCUACACGACAUCACCGUGGCCUCCCUACACGACAUCACCGUGGCCAUAAUACAUGACACCACCGUGGCCAUCCUACAUGACACCACCGUGGCCAUACUACAUGACAUCACCGUGGCCAUCCUACAUGGCACCACCGUGGCCUCCCUACACGACAUCACCGUUGCCAUCCUACACGACACCACCGUGGCCUCCCUACAAGACAUCACCGUGGCCUUCCUACACGACAUCACCGUUGCCAUCCUACAUGGCACCACCGUGGCCUCCCUACACGACAUCACCGUGGCCUCCCUACACGACAUCACCGUGGCCAUACUACAUGACACCACCGUGGCCUUCCUACACGACACCACCGUGGCCUUCCUACACGACACCACCGUGGUCUUCCUACACGACAUCACCGUGGUCUUCCUUCACGACCCAACGAUGGCCUUCAUACACGACACCACCGUGGUCUUCCUACACGACAUCACCGUGGUCUUCCUUCAAGACAUCACCGUGGCCUUCCUACAUGACACCACCUUUGUCUUCCUACACGACAUCACCGUGGUCUUCCUUCAAGACAUCACCGUGGCCUUCCUACACGACACCACCAUGGCCUUCCUACACGACACCACCACCACCUCUGUACUAGAUACCACCCCACGACACUACCGCCUCUGUACCCAUCUGUCAUGUGUCAUACCACGCAACGACACUACCGCCUUUGUACCCAUCUGUCAUGUGUCAUACCACCCCACGAUACUACAGCAUCUGUGCCCAUCUGUCAUGUGUCAUACCACCCCAUGA
This is a messenger RNA of Haliotis rubra (blacklip abalone), 1818 nucleotides long. RefSeq lists its product as uncharacterized. The record is from RefSeq and is a predicted model, not a curated record. Bases 1 to 1818 code for a protein of 605 amino acids. The transcript is spliced from 2 exons. Lineage: Eukaryota; Metazoa; Mollusca; Gastropoda; Lepetellida; Haliotidae.